Messenger RNA from Olea europaea var. sylvestris, 585 nucleotides. RefSeq lists its product as uncharacterized. Lineage: Eukaryota; Viridiplantae; Streptophyta; Magnoliopsida; Lamiales; Oleaceae. The coding region runs from base 199 to 549 and encodes 116 amino acids. The transcript is spliced from 2 exons. The record is from RefSeq and is a predicted model, not a curated record.
UUGUUAAAGCUUUCCCACUUUGUAAAGCAGCAGUUUGUAAUGCAAAUAGAAGCUACUUGAGGAGGAUUAUUUUCUGAAAUUAUUGUGGAGGGCCGUAAUUUCUUGAACUGGAAUUGGAGUAUGCGUAUUGGGAUUUAACGGUUGGGGUUUUAUGGAUUAAUAGGUAAGAGAAGGAGUGAUAUUUGUAUUAUAUAUAACAUGGAAGCUGAGAACGCAGGGUUUCAUCACCAGCAGCAUCAGCAGGGGAUAUCGUUUAAAUCAGGGACAAGUAGCGGCGGCAGCAGCAGCUCAGGGGUGGUUUCUCCGAUGAUUUCCAUGGGAAAUUACUAUAACCACUCUGGGACUGACUCGAAUUUAAGCUUAAAUGAUUGUACCACGGGGGCUGCUGGGGGAAUUAUUUUUUCUUCGCCAGGGGCUGUUCAGGCUGGGAAUUCUUUCGGGUCGUCACUUCUUUUGGAAUCUGUACCAGGGCUGAAGCAUGAUACGGGUUUGGCGGUUGAAUGGUCCGUUGAGGAACAGUACAAACUGGAGGAAGGACUUGCCAAGUAGGUACUUUGUUCCAAAAAGGAAAAUAAAUUCUUUAAA